This is a messenger RNA of Megalops cyprinoides (Indo-Pacific tarpon), 1980 nucleotides long. Its product is annotated as myo-inositol 2-dehydrogenase-like. Gene Ontology annotation, molecular function: oxidoreductase activity. The transcript is spliced from 9 exons. The record is from RefSeq and is a predicted model, not a curated record. Bases 147 to 1817 code for a protein of 556 amino acids. Gene Ontology annotation, cellular component: cytoplasm. Gene Ontology annotation, biological process: NADPH regeneration. Lineage: Eukaryota; Metazoa; Chordata; Actinopteri; Elopiformes; Megalopidae.
UGUUAGCCAGCUCCUUGUAAACAUAAGGUUACUAUAAAACGAAACGGUUCUCGUUGUGCUGGAAGACGGAGGCUGUUACCUUACCGAUACUGCCGGUUAGGUAUAGUCUACAAAUUUAAAUUCUUUUAUACAAAUUCAUUCUAAAGAUGGGAAGAAAAAAGAAGACAUUACACGACUAUGCAGCUGAGUUCAGCGAUUUGGGAGUGAAAAGACAUGUGGUGGAGCAACACAACUCUGGCGAAAGGACCUUGGUGGAAAUACUGUACUGUAAAUCUUGUGAGAUCACGGUGAGGGUCCGCAGAGAUCGGAUACUAGAGCACCUCGCUUCGGCCAGACAUUAUCGAAACAAACGUCUUGCGAAACUAUGGGACUGCAAGCCCCCUCAGAUGUUGUCAGAGACGGAGCUCCACCCCAGCUCGCCUGUAGAACUGGACUCCACCUCGCCCCUGGCCCUGCAAUCCCAGCUCAUCCUGCACGGGAACCACUUCCCCUCUCCCGGCUCCGCCUCUCUCCCGUCGCCCGUGUCCCAGCUGGCGCCGCCCAUCCAUUCCAGCAGCAUCACCUCCACCUCCAGCAGGAGGGGCGUGGCCUCCACCCAGGGUGACCCCGCCCCAUCCACAUCCGCCAGCCAAUCACAGACCCUGCCUGCGUCUCGCAUGAAGAGCCCUAGCCCGGGGGUGCCUGCGUCCAGCUCCAGCCCCUGGCUGGUGAUGCCGGAGCCCUCGAACUUUGCCAGCGGACGGCAGGCCUUCGGGGAGGACGAGCUGGGCAGCCUGGGUGUGGGGCUGGCUCUGUUCGGCGUGGGCUCUGGCUGCAGAGCCCUGUGUCAGAGCUUAGUGGAGGAGAAAGGGUGCCACCUGCUGUACGUUGUGGAGGACCAGCGCUGGGAGGUGGAGAGCGUCUUCAGCCAGGAGCACCUUGCUCAUACCCGGGUGCUGCGUGCUAUCGAUACAGACAUUGUGCUCAGUGACCAGCGUGUUACAGGAGUUUUGGUCUGCUGCCCUCCUAAAGAGGCCUCACCAAUAGUCUUGGGUGCAUUAAGAGCCGGUAAAGGUGUUCUCUGCGAGAAGCUGCCCAGUUUAGACAGACGAAUCGCAGAGUCCUGUUUCGAUGAAGCAGACAGACGAGGGAAGCCGCUGGUGUGUGGAUUUUACAAACGUUUUGACCCAGCCCUGCAGUACCUGUACAAGAAGGUUAAUGAAAACGACACCUUGGGUAGAAUACAGAGGAUCACAUCUGUGAGCCGCCUGUACCCCCGGCCCACGAUCAGCAGAAUCAGAUCAUCAGGUGGGAUAUUUUUCAGCAUGGCGGUGCAUGACAUUGACGUCAUCUGCUGGCUGUUGAGGGAACGUACCCCAGACAGCAUCUUCUCUCUGGGCCACGCUUUCUGUGCAGAGGUGGCUGCAGUGAAUGACGCAGACUCCAUCUCCGUCAGCAUGAAGUUCCCGAGCGGCACCAUCGCAUCCCUGGACAUCAGCCAGCACUGCAACAAGAGCUGCGACCAAAGACUGGAGGUCCACGGCUCCGAAGGUUCCCUGCAGAUGGAAAACAGGAACCCCCUGGGAAUCUCCGACCGGAGCACGUCGUCGGGGCUGUGCCUGCAGUCCACCGCCGAACGCUUCCGCGACGCCUACCGAGAGCUGCUGCGUCACUUCCUCAGGACUCUGCGAGGGAUGGAGGCUCCUUUCAUCACCAAAGAGCAGUACCUGUGGACUGUCCAGGUGGCCGCAGCAGCGGAGCAGUCGUGGAAGAACGGCUCCGCAGUGGACCUGCGCAACGAGGCCCCAGAAACCAUGGUCAUCAAGACAGAGACGUGACCGCAGCUGGCCGAGUGCAUGGUUUCCCAGGGUUUUCCAGCCUUUAUGAAACACAAACUGAGGAGGAAAUGCGUACGUCUUUAGUUACUCUCAUUAUCAUGUAUCAGAUAUUUCGGUUUGCCAGAUCAGAAAUCUUUAUUUUCUAUGUAGGUUUGCUUUGACU